Molecule: messenger RNA, 923 nt
Organism: Paramecium sonneborni
Lineage: Eukaryota; Ciliophora; Oligohymenophorea; Peniculida; Parameciidae
Source: the annotation of a GenBank genome assembly
AUGAAUUCUAGUCCUUUAAAAAAAUAAUUCAGCCUUAAUCUUAAUACAUCAAAAAGGACUCAAACUUCAUUUUAGAACUCUAUAUUUCUAAAUCUCCUUUUAAAUGUAAUAUUGAUUAAUAAUCAAAUGUAAUCAAUAUGGGUUGGAAUUAUAUAGAGCAAAUUAGAAAGAAAUUGCUAAAGCAAGCUAUAAUUAGAUGAUUUAUAUAAUUAAUAGAUGAGAAAAUCAGUAAUUUUGCAUAAUUGUGAAAUGGAAAAUCUUUUAUUAAAGAAAAAAAUUUAAGUAAUGAAUUAAUGGAAGGAGUUAUCAAGACUUUAAUAAAUAUAAUUAAAAGUAAUUAUUUACUAAAGGUAGAUAGAAAAACAAAAUUUUAGAGCAUCAUAAUAAAAUAUUUUAAAGGCUUAAAUAAAAAAUAAUAAGACUUUAAUGAAUCAAUAAAUAACAAAGAUUCAAAUAAAAAUGUAAUAUAAAUAUAUAAAUAAGAUUGUUAUUGGGAAACAAAGUAAGAAAAGAAAUCUAUUAAUGAAAAAUUUGUUGAAUUUUAAAUAUAAAGUGUUUAACAAAAACAACAAAUUAAAGGAUUAUAGAAAUAAAAUAAAGAUUUGUAAAAUUAAAUAUAAGAAUAUACAGAAAAUAAUAAAAACUUAUAAGAAUAAAUCAAAUAGUAUGGGAGAAAAAACAAAAAUGGAAAAUUCGGUGUAAAAAUUUAAAGAAUGAUAAAAAAUUAGGAAGAAAUUAAAAGUAGAAAAUCUAGUGAUUCUUAAGAACUAUAAGUAGUAUAAAAGCUGGAUCUAGUUGAAGAAUUAAACGAAAUAAAAGUUAAAUUAUAAUAAUUAGAAUUUGAAAAUCAAUAUUUAAGUGAGUAAAAAAUUGAGAUGCAAACUUAGCUUCAAUUUAACACAGAUUUGUUACUGAAAUAGUGA